Strigops habroptila (Kakapo) is the source of this 2316-nucleotide messenger RNA. It is a transcript of the gene CHST14, whose product is annotated as carbohydrate sulfotransferase 14. Lineage: Eukaryota; Metazoa; Chordata; Aves; Psittaciformes; Psittacidae. Gene Ontology annotation, cellular component: membrane. Gene Ontology annotation, biological process: dermatan sulfate proteoglycan metabolic process; carbohydrate biosynthetic process. Gene Ontology annotation, molecular function: sulfotransferase activity. The record is from RefSeq and is a predicted model, not a curated record.
AUGGCCGCCGCCUCCCCCGGCCCCGGCCCGCCCCCCGCGCCCGUCACUGCCGGCCGCCGCCCCGCCCGCCCCCCGGACCCCGGCACCGGCAGCGGGGCGAGGAGCCCCCGGUGCCCCCCCUGCGGUCCCCGCGCGGAGCGGCGGCUGAGGCGGCGGCGCGGCCCCUGCGAGGCCAUGUUCCCCCGGCCCGCCUGCCCCGCCGAGGUGCGGAGGGCGGCAGCCUCGGGCCGCAGCCGGUCCCGGCCGCGGGGCGGCGGCGGCGGCACCGUGCUGCUGCCCUCCAUGCUGAUGUUCGGCGUGAUCCUGGCCUCCAGCGGGCUGCUGCUCAUGAUCGAGAAGGGCAUCCUGGCGGAGGUGAAGCCGCCGCCGCUGCACCCUGCGGCCGGGGAGCCGGCCCGGCGCGGCGGCGGUGAGGAGGCCGCCGGUGACCUGGAGUACGAGGUGCUGCGGGACAUCCGUAACCGCACCAUCGGCGCGGUGUGCGGGCAGCGGGCCAUGCCCCGCAGCGUGUGGGAGCUGCCGGCCGGGCAGCGGCGCACGGUGCUGCGGCACCUCCUCGUCAGCGACAAGUACCGCUUCUUGUACUGCUAUGUGCCCAAGGUGGCCUGCUCCAACUGGAAACGCAUCCUCAAGGUGCUGGACGGGGCGCUGGAGAGCGUGGAUGUCAAGAUGAAGAUGGACCACAAGAGCGACCUGGUGUUCCUGGGGGACAUGAAGCCGGACGAGAUCAGCUACCGCCUGAAGCACUACUACAAGUUCAUCUUCGUGCGGAACCCCAUGGAGAGGCUGCUGUCUGCCUACAGGAACAAGUUUGGGGAGAUCAAGGAGUACCAGCAGAAGUACGGGGUGGAGAUCGUCAGGAGGUACCGCAAGAACGGGGGGAAUUCAGCUGGCGACGACGUGACCUUCUCCGAGUUCCUCCGGUACCUGCUGGACGAGGAGGUGGAGAGGAUGAACGAGCACUGGAUGCCCAUCUACAACCUGUGCCAGCCCUGCGCCGUCAGGUACGACUUCAUCGGCUCCUACGAGCGGCUCCACACCGACGCCAACUAUGUCCUGGAGCGCAUCCAGUCACCCUCCUUCAUCCGCUUCCCCGAGCGGCAGCCCUGGUACAAGCCUGUGACAGCAGAAACGCUCCAUUACUACCUGUGCAACACCCAGCGCCGGCUCAUCAAAGAGCUCUUACCAAAAUACAUCCUGGAUUUCUCCCUCUUUGCCUAUCCCCUUCCCAACAUCACCAGUGAAUUCUGCAGGCAGUGAGGUGGUUCGUUGGGGGAUCUUCCUUCGCUGCAAGGAUUUGCUGAUGCAGCCAAUGCUGCAGGGACUGUGAAACACUCUCUUCUAUGCAUUAUUUCCUAAUUUUGUACUUUUCCAACACUGUUUGUAUGAAAUUUUAUAUAUUGCCUUUGCUACCCGAAUACUUUUUGUAUUGUUCCGAUUCUAACGUGUACAUAUGACUCGAGCACAGGAGCUUUUGUAGAGCUAUUUUGCUUUAAAUUCUUUUUUUACAGCAUGACUCGGAAAACAUCUGUGAGGAAACCGAGAAAUUGAUACAUUUUAAGUAUUUUUUCAUCCUUUUCUGUGUUUUGUACUGAAUAGCUUGCAGCUGAACUGCAGGUGUAAUACACUUGAUGCGCUGAUGAUGGUACAGUGGUUGAUGCACUAAAUAUUAGCGCUGUUAAAACUGGUCCUGGAUUAGGCAGGAGGCAGUUUUGGGGUAUGAGCAGAAGAAAAGGCUUUUAUAAACUAAGGCCCUAUUUAUCCUUUAGUUUCCCAUCUGUUGAUGGUGGUUAAAUGAGGCUGGUCUUUUCUGUGAUGGUAGUACCUCUGAUUUUUAUUAUUAUUAAUUAUUAUUAUUUACCACUGAAAUAAAACUAGUGAUAGGAUGAGCUUAAUUUUUGUGCAAUUUUAAGACUUGGAAGUACCGACUCCUUACCCAGUGUAACGUAUCUGAUGCAAUACCAAGCCAUAACAAUUCACUUUUCUCUCUCUGAACUAAAGCAAUACAGACUUGUGGUAAAAUCAGAUCCCAUCCUGAUUUUAGGAUGGGACCCACAGGGUGCAGCCCAUCACCUUGGUGGGCCUCUGCAUGCCCACGUGUGUGCAAACCAAUGUGGAAAUCCACUUUCUCCAUCCGCAUCUGAAACAACAGCGAGUUGAGGAUUAGUUCUUCCUUCUUUUAUCGAGGUGCAAAGCCUUUUUGGAGCUAUUUGUAUUUAAUUAUGGCCAUUAAACUGUACAAGGUGGGGAGAUGGUGUAGAAUGCUCUUCGUGGGAGGCUGUGUCCUCGUUUUUAAUAAAGCUUGUCUAUGAAUUA